GACGAUUACACGGUCGCGGACCAUCAGCUCGGCGCUGGCUACAACGGUGCGGUGAUGCUAGCCACUGACAAGGCCGGCAAGAAGUACGCUGUGAAGGCCUUCCGGCUGACCGGCGUCACCAAGGAGAAGAAGCAGGAGCUGGCCACCGAGGCAGAGAUCUUCCUCAGCAUGCGGGCCACCCCCACAUCGUGCGCCUCUACGACGUCUACGAGACGCCGGAGACCCUCAGCCUCGUCAUGGAGUGCAUGGAGGGCGGGGAGCUGUUCGACCGCGUGACCGAGCGGAAAAUAUUCAGCGAGAAAGACGCCGCCAGUACGACCAACCAGAUGUUGUUGGCCGUCAACUACCUGCAUGGUCGCGGUGUUGUUCACAGAGACUUAAAGUUAGAGAAUCUUAUUGGGAUGGGGACUCUCGGAAAGGACGCAGACUUCCUGAAGCUCAUCGACUUUGGACCGCUCUGCUGUAUGCUGCAUGUUUCUACACCUUCUAUUGCACAGGCGAGCGGGGACUACAUUCUGGUGUUUCGCCACUUCGCAAGACCCCGCUCGGCCCUCUCCUUGUGUU
Messenger RNA from Prorocentrum cordatum, 564 nucleotides. The record is from the annotation of a GenBank genome assembly. NCBI's taxonomy places the organism in Eukaryota, Dinophyceae, Prorocentrales, Prorocentraceae.